This is a messenger RNA of Rhipicephalus sanguineus (brown dog tick), 1033 nucleotides long. Its product is annotated as heat shock protein beta-6. Gene Ontology annotation, biological process: response to heat; protein refolding. Gene Ontology annotation, molecular function: protein folding chaperone. NCBI's taxonomy places the organism in Eukaryota, Metazoa, Arthropoda, Arachnida, Ixodida, Ixodidae. The record is from RefSeq and is a predicted model, not a curated record. The coding region runs from base 279 to 935 and encodes 218 amino acids. The transcript is spliced from 5 exons.
UUUUGCCCUCGCGUUCCUUCAAUGAGUCAGGCGUGUCGCUGCUUUUGGAACGGUGCGUAGACGUGUUCGGGAAGCUUCUCCUUGCAAGCAUUAAAAGCAGCCGGCCUCGCCACCGUGCCGCCCAAUCGACGACGGAUAGCGAAUCAUCGCGGUCAGCAGCGACAGACGUCGUCGGCGAAGAAGACAAGAAGCUGCCAAGAGGUGUAGCGAAGCACGCCCAGGACCGCCUUUGCCGCCGCCGCCAAAAGCAGUGACCCAGCCGACGAGAAGGAGACGAGAUGGCCCCCGAACGACGCGUGCCCAUCCAGAAGUCCGACCUCAGCAUCCUGGACAAUGAGUUCAGCUCGAUCCGGGAGCGUUUCGAGGCCGAGAUGCGCAAGAUGGAGGAGGAGAUGUCGCGCUUCCGCUCCCAGCUCAUGGACCACGAGCGCGACUUCUUCGCCAAGAGCAAUGCGCCGCUCCAGGUGGGUCCGGGCGCCCCAGGAGGGCCCCCCGGUGCUGUGCAACCUGCUGCUGCAGGAUCGGGCCAGCUGCCACCAGGCAUGGGCGCGGCCAGCAAGACCUGGCUGGACAGCAUGAACUCGCCGCUCAUUCAGGAUGCCGAGGACGGAACCAAGCAGCUCAAGCUGCGCUUCGACGUCUCCCAGUACGCCCCUGAAGAGAUUGUCGUCAAGACCAUCGACAACAGGCUGCAGGUGCACGCCAAACACGAGGAAAAGUCUGAGAACCGGUCUGUAUAUCGGGAGUACAACCGGGAGUUCCUUCUGCCCAAGGGCACCAACCCUGAGCAGAUCAAGUCGCAACUCUCCAAGGAUGGCGUGCUCACAAUAGAGGCCCCACUGCCUGCCCUCGAGGCACCCAACAAGGAGCGCAACAUCCCCAUUGACAAGAAGCCUUCGGGAAGCAAGAGCAGCGGCUCAGAGUCCGAGGAGUAGCUACCGGCUGCCAGGGUUACUUUUCGGGCUUCUCGACGAUUUCUCCCUCUUGCAUCUCUUCAGUGCGCGCUGUUGCUUUAUUCUUUUCAGCAUGGGCA